AGGCUGGCUGAUGGGGUGAGAGGAGAGGCGGAGAAGCAGGCGGAAGCCGAGCAGAUAGUAGCCCUCCGAAGAAGGGGGCUGAGGGAAAAGUGCAUGUGUUACGGCAUGCUGCAGACGCCCCUCGCUCGCUCGUUUGCCUCGCUUCCCUCCUCCCGCCGUCUCUUCGGCUCUCUCUCUCUCGAUCUCUCCAGUCUAGCUUGACGCAGGCAGCAGCUCGCGAUCGCCCUUUGCGAACCCGCCGUCGGUGAAGCCGGGCGCCUGUGGGGCGCCUCCGAACCAGGAUGGUGGGGCUUCUCCUUUCCUUUGCCUAGCUCCGCCGAAGCGAAGCGAAGCGGCGGCAGCGGAUUCUUUGCCAAGCCAGGCUGGAGGCGUACGUUGAAGGGCGAACAGGAUCUGCUGGCGGAGGUUGCGGCGGCGGCAGCAUCAGGUCGCUCGGAGCAGCGAUUGGCAAAGUUGGCUUGAAGUGGGACAAGCGGCAGGCGGCGGCGGCGGCGGCUACUCGGUGGGGCGGGGGGCAAAGUUGCGACGAGAGGAGCGGGGGGCGCAGGCAGGAGCCCCAGGGAGGAGGAGGUGGUGGUGGAGGAGGAGGAGGUGGAGGUUGAGAAUGGGGACGCUGCGGGAUUUACAAUAUGCCUUGCAAGAAAAGAUCGAGGAGCUUCGGCAGCGAGAUGCGCUCAUUGACGAGCUGGAGCUGGAGCUGGAUCAGAAGGACGAGCUGAUCCAGAAGCUGCAGAACGAGCUGGACAAGUACCGCUCCGUGAUCCGGCCCGCCACUCAACAGGCGCAGCAGCAAGGCUCCAGCACCUUGCAGGGCGAGCAGAGGACCAAGAGGCAGGCCAUUUCCGCCGAGCCCACGGCUUUUGACAUCCAGGACCUCAGCCAUGUCACCCUGCCUUUCUACCCCAAGAGCCCACAGUCCAAGGAGCUAAUAAAGGAAGCUAUCCUCGACAAUGAUUUCAUGAAGAAUCUGGAAUUGUCUCAGAUCCAGGAGAUUGUGGAUUGUAUGUAUCCAGUGGAAUAUGGCAAAGACAGUUGCAUCAUCAAAGAAGGAGAUGUUGGCUCACUGGUAUAUGUCAUGGAAGAUGGAAAGGUUGAGGUUACAAAAGAAGGAGUAAAGCUGUGUACUAUGGGGCCUGGGAAGGUGUUUGGAGAACUGGCUAUCCUAUACAACUGCACCCGGACAGCUACCGUCAAAACUCUCGUAAAUGUGAAACUUUGGGCUAUUGAUCGGCAAUGUUUCCAAACAAUCAUGAUGAGGACUGGCCUUAUCAAGCAUACAGAGUAUAUGGAAUUUUUAAAAAGUGUCCCAACAUUCCAGAGCCUCCCUGAAGAGAUACUUAGUAAGCUUGCUGAUGUUCUUGAAGAGACACACUAUGAAAAUGGAGAGUACAUUAUUAGGCAAGGUGCUCGAGGAGAUACUUUCUUCAUAAUCAGCAAAGGAAAGGUAAAUGUCACUCGUGAAGAUUCACCUGGGGAAGAGCCUAUAUUUCUUCGUACUCUAGGAAAAGGAGAUUGGUUUGGAGAAAAAGCACUCCAGGGGGAAGAUGUCAGAACGGCUAAUGUUAUUAGUGCGGAGCCCGUGACGUGUCUUGUCAUCGAUAGAGACUCUUUCAAACAUUUGAUUGGAGGCCUGGAUGAUGUUUCCAAUAAAGCAUAUGAGGAUGCUGAAGCAAAAGCAAAAUAUGAAGCCGAAGCUGCCUUCUUCGCCAAUCUGAAGCUGUCAGACUUCAACAUCAUUGACACUCUCGGAGUUGGAGGUUUUGGCAGAGUUGAACUGGUGCAGUUGAAAAGUGAUGAAUCAAAAACCUUUGCAAUGAAGAUACUAAAGAAACGCCACAUAGUAGACACGAGACAGCAAGAACAUAUACGCUCAGAAAAACAGAUCAUGCAAGGCGCUCACUCAGAUUUUAUUGUGAGGCUAUAUAGGACAUUUAAGGACAGCAAGUAUUUAUAUAUGUUGAUGGAAGCCUGUUUAGGUGGAGAGCUUUGGACAAUUCUCAGGGACAGAGGUUCAUUUGAAGAUUCUACAACCAGAUUUUAUACAGCUUGUGUGGUAGAAGCUUUUGCCUAUUUGCAUUCCAAAGGAAUCAUUUAUAGGGACCUCAAGCCAGAAAACCUCAUCCUAGAUCACCGAGGUUAUGCCAAAUUGGUCGAUUUUGGUUUUGCAAAAAAAAUAGGAUUUGGAAAGAAAACAUGGACUUUUUGUGGAACUCCAGAGUACGUAGCCCCAGAGAUCAUUCUGAACAAAGGUCACGACAUUUCAGCAGACUACUGGUCACUGGGAAUCUUAAUGUAUGAGCUCUUGACUGGCAGUCCACCUUUCUCAGGCCCAGAUCCCAUGAAAACAUAUAACAUCAUACUAAGGGGGAUUGACAUGAUUGAAUUUCCAAAGAAGAUUGCCAAAAAUGCUGCUAACUUAAUUAAAAAACUAUGCAGGGACAACCCAUCAGAAAGAUUAGGUAACUUGAAAAAUGGAGUCAAGGAUAUUCAAAAGCACAAGUGGUUUGAAGGCUUUAACUGGGAAGGUUUAAGAAAAGGUACAUUGACACCUCCUAUUAUACCAAGUGUUGCAUCUCCAACUGAUACAAGCAAUUUUGAUAGCUUCCCUGAAGACAACGAUGAACCACCACCUGAUGACAACUCAGGAUGGGACAUAGACUUUUAAUGUUUUUCUCUUACCUGCUUCUGCCUUGCUGAAGACAGCUUCCUGAGACAUGGCUGCCAGCAGACCUGAAAGAUUUGGGAAGGAUUCAUGCUCGGGGUCACCAUGAUGCCUUGAUUGAUGCUGCUACAGUAAUUACAGUGGCAUUAGAACUUCUUGUUUAGAUGACAAUAGUGCUCUUCACAUGUUUUCCGUUUGAAUUUAACACAGCAGUUGACAUGGUGGUCCUGAAGCAAAACCUUUUCCACCAAUAAUUUACAUGUGUUUUCUAUCAUGGUACUGAACAUGCUAUGCUCCAUUACAAUUUGAAAGUUGAUAGAAUGAGAUGCACAUAAUUCUAGCUGUAAGUUCAUUUUCUUUAUUGCUAAAUUUAUUCCAAACUGUUAAAUACUGUAGCCGAUUCUAUGCUGUAGAAUCUAUGGCACAGUAACUGGGGUACCCCAAAACUGCAGGUAGAGUGCAUUGAACCUCUUAAAGCAGGCCAAAGUGUUAAACUAAGGAGGACCAGAAAAAGUGGAGCUCAUGUCAACGUAGUGCUAUAAUUUUCUUUUCAAGCAGUGCACAAGACAAGAAUGAAUGUUACCUUUCUCCAUUUUUAGUUCUGAUAUGCUUUUCUUCCCAAUUGAUAACAGAAGCACAACUGCUACACUUCCUGUUAAACUGUUAAGCAAGUAUGGGUCAGUCAAUCCUCAUAUUAUAUGUCUGAGAACUUACUUUUAACAUUUCUUUUAUGGAUGCAGAUACAUAAGAGGAUGUGAAAAAUUGUUCAUAAAACUAUUUGCUUUACAUAUAUACAAUAACCAUCUUGUAAAAGAAAAAGAAGAAUGCUUAUCCAGAGGUCCUAAAAACAAAAUAUUAACCGAUGAGUCUAUUAGGUAUUUAUAGUUACUCUAAAAUAACAAUCACAUUGAGAGCCUCCCGAAGUUGCAAAAUCCCCUGCAUUAUUAUAUAGGUGCUAUGUACAUCUUUCAUCUGUGAAAUAAAACAAACUUCCACACUCAUUUUUCAGAAAACAAAAUGUAGCAAGGAAUUUCACUGUCAGUUAGAACUGUAUGAGUGGGUGUAUUCCUAUGCACACUCAUAUGUGGGUGAUACGUAUGCAUAUUUUUAAUGCUACUGUGCGGUACUGCCCUCACUUUGUUUUCUUUUCUAUUCUUCCAGAUCCCACAAAUAUUAUAUUUAUUUUCUCAAAAGAUAGUUAGUCAGUCUUUUCUUGUACAAUAAAACUCUUACAGAUCAGUCUACAAACAUGGAACAAUGUAAUUGAAAUGGAAUGCUUCAAUAUGCACUUCCUUUCAAAAGGAGAAUUAAAUUCACCUUUAAAUAUGUCCUGUUGAAGUGGACAAGUCUUUAAAUGGGUCCAUCUAAAGAUGAAUUACAUCUGCUAGUUAUGAAUCUUUUAAUGAUCAGUGCUACAAAACUAAUUUGUCCAUACUUGUUAUCGGAAUUCAGCAUGUUCAGAGGACAGAAAUGUCAAAAAGGCUAUUAUAGAUAACUUUCAAGGUAAUUUCAGCUAAGGCUUCCAUGUAUCAGUAUGACUUUGUUAGCAUUUGUCAAUAUGCUGUUGAAGUAGUCUUGCAUCUGUGACAGCUUCUUAAAUUAGUUCCACAAAAAGAAAACCAACAGAAUGUCCAUUUCCUUUGGAAUUCUCAACAGAGUAUAAUGACUUGCUCUUUUCUCUGAAUCCAGAAAUACACCUCUGGUUUUGUCAUCCUGCGUUAAUUUAGCUUGCUUCCAAUUAUCUUUUCCCUGUAUGUUGCCUAAUACCAUUCAGUUUAUUUACUUUGCCCUAAUUAGCAUUUGAAGCUGUCCUAAUAAUGAGGACUGCAUUCAGCUAUGUUAUUACCAUAUAGACUAUAAUGCUAUUACAUUUUACUGGAAAUAAAUUCCAUUGAACUUAAUGAUUGUCA
Messenger RNA from Crotalus tigris (Tiger rattlesnake), 4572 nucleotides. RefSeq names its product protein kinase cGMP-dependent 1 (gene PRKG1). The coding region runs from base 605 to 2665 and encodes 686 amino acids. Gene Ontology annotation, molecular function: cGMP-dependent protein kinase activity; ATP binding. The record is from RefSeq and is a predicted model, not a curated record. Gene Ontology annotation, biological process: protein phosphorylation. Lineage: Eukaryota; Metazoa; Chordata; Lepidosauria; Squamata; Viperidae. The transcript has 18 exons.